CCUUACUUCCUUAAGUGCACAUGUCCAGUUCUGGCGGACGCGAGGCUUCCUUCUAAUUAUCUGGAUGGUUUUGAGAAAGGUCUAUCAGUAUGAACCUCGCUGCCUUUUUGAAGUCUCAGUUCCUUUGCCAUUUGUUCAUCAGUUAUGUUUUUAUUGGAUCUGGACUAGUAAUCAACUUCAUUCAGUUUUGUACUCUUCCCAUUUGGCCAAUAAGCAAGCAGCUAUUCAGGAAGAUCAACUGCAGGCUAGCAUACUGCAUCUCAAGCCAACUGGUUAUGUUGUUAGAGUGGUGGUCAGGCACAGACUGCACACUCUAUUGUGAUCCUGAAGGCUAUCCGAAAUAUGGCAAAGAGAGUGCCAUUGUAAUUCUCAAUCACAAUUUUGAAAUAGACUUUCUAUGUGGCUGGAACUUUUGUGAGAGAUUUGGUGUAUUAGGGAGUUCCAAAGUUUUAGCAAAGAAGGAACUCUCUUAUGUUCCAGUGAUUGGCUGGAUGUGGUACUUCCUGGAAAUUGUGUUCUGCAAGAGAAAAUGGGAAGAAGAUAGAAAAUCAGUAAUGCAAGCUUUAUAUAAUCUUAGCGAUUACCCCGAACAUUUUUGGUUUCUAAUCCAUUGUGAGGGUACACGUUUUACAGAGAAAAAACAUUUAAUCAGCAUGCAAGUGGCAGAAGCCAAGGGUCUUCCAAAACUGAAGCACCACCUACUCCCAAGAACGAAAGGAUUUGCCAUUACUGUGAAAAGUUUGAGAAAUGUAGUUUCUGCUGUAUAUGAUUCAACCCUUAAUUUUAGAAAUAAUGAAAAUCCAACUUUGCUUGGAGUUUUAAAUGGAAAAAAAUACCACGCAGAUCUGUAUGUAAGGCGAAUUCCACUAGAACAAAUACCAGAAGAUGAGCAGGAAUGUGCCAUUUGGCUACACAAGCUGUACCAGGAAAAAGAUGCUUUUCAAGAGGAGUAUUACAGGACUGGAGUUUAUCCUGGCACUGCUGUUGUUCCUCCUCGUAGGCCAUGGACUCUGCUAAACUGGCUAUUUUGGGCCGCGGUCUUAUCAUAUCCCUUAUUCAAAGUUUUUGUUAACAUGCUCAGCAGUGGAUCAUAUAUGACGCUGGCUAUUUUUGCACUAUUGAUGGUAAUUGUUUCCGUGGUAGUACGUCGGAUGAUAGGAGUCACUGAGAUAGAAAGGGGCUCAGCAUAUGGCAAUCAUGAAAACAAGAGGAAACAGACUUAGCAGCGUAAGACUUCUUGGACUAAAAAUGGAACACACUAUGGAUAUUGUCUUUCCAGAGUUGGCACAAGAAUUUUUUACAAUGCCAUGAAGCACUGGUCUUUAAAAAUUCCUAUCAUUCUGUGAUAUGAGGGUUUAAAAAAAACAAAAAAAAACAAUUAAUAUUCACUGGAUCCUUGGCCUAGAACACUUUAUGUGGUAUUCUCUUAGACAAUUAAUAAAUACAACAUUCCUCAGCCCAGUAGCGUGAUUUCUAAUCUGCGUUGUUGGGCUGUUUUGUGUUAUUAUAUUUACUAUAUUUUAUCAUUUCAAUUCAAAAACCUUUUUAUUAUUGGAUAAAGUACAAUUUAAAUGUAUUUUAAUAUACGCACACAAAAUAUCCACUGUAUACUAAACAUG
Spea bombifrons (plains spadefoot toad) is the source of this 1619-nucleotide messenger RNA. RefSeq names its product 1-acylglycerol-3-phosphate O-acyltransferase 4 (gene AGPAT4). NCBI's taxonomy places the organism in Eukaryota, Metazoa, Chordata, Amphibia, Anura, Pelobatidae. Bases 90 to 1223 code for a protein of 377 amino acids. The transcript is spliced from 9 exons. Gene Ontology annotation, cellular component: endomembrane system; mitochondrial outer membrane. The record is from RefSeq and is a predicted model, not a curated record. Gene Ontology annotation, molecular function: 1-acylglycerol-3-phosphate O-acyltransferase activity.